Molecule: messenger RNA, 4283 nt
Organism: Anopheles stephensi (Asian malaria mosquito)
Lineage: Eukaryota; Metazoa; Arthropoda; Insecta; Diptera; Culicidae
Exons: 2
Coding region: 707-1810 (367 amino acids)
Source: RefSeq, a predicted model, not a curated record
AACCACGCUGGAAUGAGCGGUGCUUGUUUUAUUAUUUUUUGGAACUUUUUUUUGGCUGUCUUGUACCCACCCCCCGCCCCCCAUUAUCCUUGCAAACCGAACGAAGCGCGUCGGUGUGUGGAGAGGUAUUCAUUUUCCCCCGCUAAAUGCAGUGAAGUAGAAUAGAGAGGUGUGUAAGCAAAGAAGCGCAGCAAAGCAAAAAUUAAUCACAUUCCUUACCAAUUGUCGUUCGACGCUGCUACAAGAAACAAGAUGGAGAGUAUUAGUAUGUUUGGCUGCAUUCCGAAUGCACCGACUGGAAUUCGGAUUGAACAUCCUUGGGACAAAGGGAUUCUCUUUUUGGGCCGUUAAAUUUCUGGCAUUUCUUUUUGGUCACAAUUGACCCUUAGUUGAUUGGUGGUUCCAGUACUGCGCACAUGUAAAAAAGGGUCUUAGAAAGGGAUUCGAUACCGAUCAGUUCCUGUCGAGCGACGGGCGUCUCGAGUAGCCGGGAGAUGAUUCUCCGUUUUAUAACGAUCACACUUGCUGUAGCAUCUUUAAACCCGUAAAAGAGCAUCAGUAGCCAUUCCAUUUGCAUGAUAUUCCCGUCCGUUCCUGGGACAAUUUUCUUACUUUCUGUUAUGGUCAAUCUCAUUAUCGGUUUUAUUGCUCCACCUUACUUUCCCCCAUUCGCCAUUGACACCUUUGCCCUUCCUAUAUAACCCACAUGCAACAUCCCCAUUUUCUUCUGCACACCAAUAACCACUCGAAACUCGCGCGUUAUUGCUAUUGUCGCUCGCCUUUCGUGUAUCCCCGUGACGUGUCGAAAGGUCCGGACUCAUCGGAUGAUGAAUCCGGUCCACCAACACCGGCAGCAUUGGAAGAGCAUAGCAAACGCUUCCCACUGUUGGUGGAAGAUGACCAUAGGUCACGGACGCGUUCCUCCAGCCACAGCCACCUCGAAGCUGGCACACCAACCAGAAACUCCUCGCGUCACGGUAGCAUAACGAAUUCUUCCUCGUCCGCCUGUUCCGUGGAACUGCGCCGAGAGUCCACUACCAGCAGCGGUGGUGGUGAUGUAAUCGGCCCGGUAUGCACCUGUCCGCUGCCUUCAACUCCAACGACUCCGACGACCCCACCAACGGUCGUGUGUCAGAUGUACGAUUACGAUGCCAUCUGCCCGGUGGCUGCGGAUGCUGGUUGCAAUUAUAGUAACAGUAAGGAUAAGCUAUGCAACAGACGGGCGGCUAGUAAGCCGCCACGUUCGCCGCGAAGCUCGAACGCUAGCAGCAAAAGCCGUCAGGGUAGUAGCAGUAGCAGCAGUCACGGGCAUCUGUCGGCGACGGCCGGUAGACCACCGGACAAGUGUGGACACAGCGCACCGGAGACGGACGAGCAUGAUGCAGAUGGGCGGGAAGGGUCCGGAUUCGAGUGGCGCUGGUUUCAUCGGCGCAAGCAUUCACAGGCAAAGUCCAGGAGCCGCUCGUCUAGCCAUCUGUUCGGCGGCCACAGCCCGGGUCGCACGUCCGGGAUUGGAUUCCGCACCUCGCCGGUCAGCAGUAGUUGCUGUGGUGGUGUUGGUAAAGCCGGCACCGGCCGACAUGGCCGUGCAUCAAGCCCCGAACAGGACGCUGAGUCGGAGGUUUAUGGUGGUGAGCUGCUGGAUGCUUCCUCCUCUAGUGCACCACCGGUGGUGACAGCCAUCCCGUCCACGGUGGCACGGAAUGGGUUAAAACGGCAGGGGAAACCGACCGCUAGAAAGGUGCCGACAAACCCCACGACGGUGUCGGCGGUCAUCAAUCCAGGUCAGGCUAAACCUGGUCCUCAUUAGUGUUAAUGGCUUUCGUUUCUCGAUUUUUCUUUAAUUUGUUUUUUACUCACCAAUAUACACAAAUUCUUUCUCUCUCUCUCUUUCUCUCUUUUAUCUUAGUAUACUAUAGCUGGCUCCGCUGUACUAUGUUAUGUUUGUUUAAUAUAAGCAAAGCUGCAUACAUACUUCAGGUCGUUAUAGUUUUCUGUUGUCCAUCGUUGCAAUAGUCGUUUCCGUUUGUCUGUGCUUUUCUGUCCACCGCUGAUUGCCACCUAUAUGUUGCUGAUUAUCUCUGUAUGGACACGUUCCCGGUUCGAGAAGUUUUGUUUUGUGUUGUUGAUGCUUCCUGCACAGUCCCGUUCGUCCCUAAUUCCUUGGCGUUACGUGUGUUAGGACCCUCAGCUAGUCUUGUGUCAACUUUGGUGAGCUAGUUCACACGAUUCAGCAAAGAACUCAGCCAGGUCUCAUGCGAACUAUCAGUUGAAAAGGUUUACGAGGCAACAGUCUCGUGAGCCUCCGUGGUAUAAACACUUAUGAGCACUCUGCCUUGAAUAUCGUGAAACAUAUGUACCUCAAUAGCUCAUUUGGUCCGGAUGUCAAGUCGUACCGUUGGUUGGAUGUGUUCUAGUCCCUGUUCAAUCAGUAGACAAGCAUGAGCAAUUUCUCCAAUUCGAGUCCCCUCAGAACAUUUGUAAAGGAAGGGUACCCCUAUUACCAACCACGAGCUAGCUCACUGGCAAAUCGCUCAGUAGAACAAUGACACCUCCACAUCCCUUGCUCCACAAAUAUGUCCCGCUGCAUCAAAACAAUUCUAGUCUGGCCGGUUUGCUGCUGGCCGCUCUGCCCGUCCUGUAUGCCGCUGUCAUUCUGUCUGUUUGCUCUGCUGUAUAUCUUAUCGAACGAUUUAUCUUUCUUACUUUCUUUUAAUCUGUUUUCCAGUCCUUGCUCGUUUCAGGAACAACGCCGUCUUUGUUUGCUGCAAGCUGUUUAAACUGCUCUUUAUGUGUUUGCGUGUCCUUUCUUCUCUACCCGCUGCGCUAAUAGCACACGCAGCUCACCCCAUACACUAGCUCCCACAACCAUGUCCAGUGCACCUACCUUAACCUACAUAAACCUCCUGUGUUCCUCCUUCUCCUGAUCGUUGCUAUCGGAUUUUUUUUCCAACGUCCCAAAACGUUAUUUGCACCAGUUGCGUCCCUUUUAAAGCGCUAUGUUUCUCCUUAGUAGAUUUAUAUUUUUGUUUGUUUCAUUAGUUGCAUUCUAUCAAGGUGCGCAACCAAGUUCUUGACGUUAGGUAAUAUCGCUGGUACACACCACUUUAAAGAUUGAUGGGAUUGGCUCGUUAUUGCAGUUUUUGGAAGAUUGAUGGUGGAUUUGUGGAUUUAAUUUAACCUGCAACGGGUGAAUCGAGUUUAUCCGAUGGGAUUUGGUAUCGAUCUAACCGCGCGGCGUCACUACCGGUGGGCUCGCGCCAGUUAUUCGGUGCCAAUAGCUCACAAUAGACAACACCGAUCGGGUCCCACCCAAUCCACGUGUUCAGAUGAUUGGAUACAUGUGAGGCUCUUUUUUUCGGUACUCAUACUCUGGGUUAUGGGCAAACAUUUUCCACUGGAUUAGGGUCCUUCCACGGACAAAUGGCGGAAUCUUAGUUGCGCACCUUACAUCCAGAGCACGCUUUCCACUUGGUGAUCGUGAUUCCCAUGCAUAAAAUCCCUGCCUUCCUUUUUUUGCAAUCGUUCUAGGCAAAGUUGUACGAGUAACGAUUAUCGUCCCGUUUACCUUCUGUAUUCUGUGUGUAUGUCUUUACUCUCCUUAGUUAGAAAUGUGAUUGGAACGCAGAACAUACAGCAAAUUGAAAUUCGUGUAGCGGCUAAAAUAGUGAACACAAUUGAUGAGCAAGAGGAUGUGUAUGAUUAAAUUUGGAUUGUGCGUAACACACAUGUGACAACUUCUGCUACUACUGCUGUGUGACCAAAGCCCAACCAACACCACGUGUAUACUGUACUGUUCUGAAGCUACUGUAACCAUUCCCACGCUUUCGAUAAUGUGUUUUAUUUCUUACCAAACUUCUGCUGCUUUGUUUUUUACCUUUGUACAUUACGUAGCAUACGACAAAAGCAUUUGUUUUAGCAAGCAAACAAGCAAAUGUAUAAAGCAUCUCUCUCUCUCUCUCUCUGUAUUAUGGAUGGUGUUGAUCAAACAAUCAAACUUUUCCGACAGCACACAAGCGUCAUGUAUCUUGUACUCUCUUUUUUUUAUUCUAUCUUUGGUUUCUUUAAUAAGUUGUGUACAUGUGACUCCGUAUAGUCCGUUGUUUUUGUUUUGCAGGAUGCAGGGUGUUUUGUUAUAUAGCCGAUCUUUCCGAAGCACUGACACCAUUUUGUUUUCCUUUUUUACUUUAAUGGGAUGGGGUUUUCUUUUCGGGCCUCCGGUAACCUGCCUUCAUUGCUAAUGAUGUCCCUUCUUCUCUGUUUCUCCUCUGUAACCGUCCUUU